AAAAAAUUGAAGUGGACAAGCAUACAGUUUUAUUUUUUUCACUUGAUCCUUGAGCUAUUAUUUUCUUAAAGUGAAAGCUCUUUUUUGUUUCUUUUGUUCUUCGUUACACUGUUUAUUUUUUAUAUUAUUCACCUUGCACCUCGCUAGUUCUCUCUCUCUCUUUUUUAUUACUCUUUACCUUGCCUUGUGUUUACUUUUCCACCCACGUUUUUAUUUCAUUUAUUUUUUUUGGCUAGAGGUGUAUAUUUUUCUUUAGUCACUCAAUAGUUUGAAACAUAAAAGAAGAGAUAAAAAACAAACAAACGACCCAUGUCUUCGAGCACACUUGAUUUCUACUGGGGGCUUUCGUCCUUGGACGAGAAGCAGCGUAUUGAUUCGGCCACACAACUGAUUGCAGCGCUCGUCAAGUUCCAGAACUCCAUGCCGCAGACCGACGAAAUGGCAACGAACGAGGAGGAGAUGGCCAAGCUGUGCGCCAGCGACGUAGCAUAUGCGAUUCCGCGUCUGAUCAAGGGCCUUGCCAGUCCACGCGACGGAGCACGCCAGGGCUUCUCGAUUGGGCUGUCCGAGCUGCUUGCGCGGAUCCCCUGCAUCUCGGUCAAGCUUGUGCUGAGCCUUCUGUGGCGGUUCACAGAGGCCACAAAUAGCAUGAAGGGGCAGGAGCAGCGGGACAUGCGCUUCGGGCGCAUCUUUGGUCUCAUGGCGCUGGUGCAAUCUGGGAUCAUCGAGCGCACGGGCACGACGGCGGUGGAUAUCCGGAAGAUCGUCAUGGAGCUGACCGCCAUUGGGUCGAGAAAGUCAUACCUGCGCGAGAUCUCCUACGUGACUUUGACCUCGAUGGUGCCGGUUCUGGGCAAGUUCGAGUUCAAGGACGAGCUUAUCACGAUGUUUGUCGCCGUGGCACUGGACAAGGGCACGAUUGAGACUCCCGACGAGCUCUACCUGGCGAUGCGCCUGCGGCGCGAAUACCCGGCGUACAACUGGUACACUGCGUUCCCGCACUGGCAGGGCAAGCACAUGCUGAGCUACAAGAACGUCGGCAAGUUGGCAGCGAUCCUUUGCGAGACCUCGACGGAUAACCCGGCGCUGUUCUCCACUUGGCACUCGCAGCUGCACACGGUAUGGACGGAGAUCUUUGACUUGUACUUUAACAAGGAGCGCGCGCAGGAGGUGGCGGACAUGGCGGUGAUGGACUUUGAGGUUGUCUGGGACCAUGUCGUGGAAAGGGGGCUGUUUGCUCCCGGAGCAUCCCAGUUCCGUCGGUACUGGGGCUUUUUGCUGCUCGAGCGCCUGAUGCCGCACCUGAGCGAGGAGAACGUGCCGGCAAUGAUGACGCCCAACAUUGUGCGCGGAUUGUCGGACAACAUUUCGCUGAGCGGCAAGUCACUGUUGGCCAAGGUUGGUUUGCGCACGGCUGAGAAGCUGAUUGAGAUCUGCGAGGGCAACACGGCGGUCGGACUGGCUGUGCUCACGCACCUGCUGAACCAGCGGACCACGAUCCAGUCGUCGGGCCCGAACACCAACAACCUGCGCUCAAUGAUGGCCAACCGCAUUGUGGCCAAGCUCGACAGCGAGGCGAUUGUCGGCUACGUCGACUACCUGCAGAAGGUCUUUGUAACUCCCAAGCUCGCGCGGAAAAACACCACCGGCGUUGCCGACCCCAUCAUGGUCACUAAUGUGUCGGACAAGUCGAUCGAGAAGCAGCGUGGGUGGGCGAUUGACCAGAUGAUCCGCGUGGCCAAGUACGGCCAGCUUCCGAUCACCGACGAGCUGACGACCAAUGUGCUGCACUUUAUCACGGCGCAGGCGGCACUCAAGACCAUCACGACCAUUGGGACGUCCGGCUGCGGCGUGGCCGAGUUGGAGGUCCGGCCGACGCCCCCGCUGUCCUCGGCGUCGCGCGAGUACUGCGCUGUCACCCUGAUUUCGUUUGUUGGCGACCUCAACCGCAUGAGCACGCACAAGAAGGACGACACCGCUGAUGCUGCCGCGGAUGCCGCUGCUGCUUCUGCUGGGCGCCUUUCCACUGGCUGCUCGCGCAACGGCACAGUCUGGUCGACGGCAGUCAUUGCCAAGCUGCUCGAUGGCGCAGCCAAUGCCAAGGUCGGCGUAAGCCUGCACGGGUUUGAGGAGAUCAAGCCUACGCUUGUCAAGAUGCUCCAGGUCAUGCGGUCGAUGGAGGCCAGGAGCGUGCAGUAUGCGAAAAAGUCAAUUGACACGGCGUUGCGGUUCCGCGCGCUCGAGCUGUUGCUCGGCAACAUCUGCAUGAUGGCGACGUUCACGGUGGACUCUGGUCUGCGCGCCGAGUACCUGGAGGUCAUCCCCGAGCUGCACGAGUGCUUUGAGAAGAUCAUUGUCCAGCUCGACCCAACCGGAAAGAAGGCCAAGAAGGCCAAGAAGGCAGCGGCGAUUGCUGCUGCUGCUGCUACCCCUGCUGCGGCGGCUGAGUUGUCAGAGGAUGACGAGCCCAAGCCAGUCGAGGUCCUGACGGACAUCCUCAUUAGUCUCCUGACCAAGGACUCGAACUCGCUGCGCAAGCUGUGCGAGCAGGUGUUUGCGCCCUUCACAGGGCUGAUGACUUCUGAUGCGCUGGACUCGAUCAUCGGCGUCCUGCAGGCGCGCGAGGGCGUUACAGGCGACGAUGACGGCAACGUUGAGACGCAGAUGGAGCUGAUCGACGGCGAGCAGGACAUUGACGCGAGCCAUUCGGGUUCGGACUCGGACUCUGAUGACGAGCUCGAGCAAGUCGAGGCGGUCGACGAGGAGCUGCGGCGCAAGAUUGAGGAGGCGCUGGGCAACGGGUCCGGCGACAUGGACCAGGCUGAGCGCAGCGCCAGCGGCGAAGAGGAGGAGUUCGACGACGAUCAGAUGAAGGUGUUCGACGACAAGCUUGCGGAGAUCUUCCACCACAAGAAGCAGCAGAAGCAGGACGCGCGCGACCUCAAGAUCUCAUUCGUCAACUUUAAGCUGCGCGUCUUGGACCUCGCCGACACAUUCAUGGCGCGGCAGCCGGAGAGCCCGCUGGUGCUGCGGCUGCUGCCGGCGCUGCUGGACCUUGCCAAGUCCACGCACAAGGACUCGCGGUCCAAGCCGGUGCACGACCGCGCAAUGAGCAUCCUGUCGGCGCGCCGCACCGGCGUUCCCAAGGGCUUUGAGCUCCAGACCGUGCUUGAUCUGCUAGCGUCCGUGCAUGAGCGCGCGCGCCGGGCGGCGGACAAGAGUGCACUCAAGAUGCUUAGCUCUGUCGCUGCGUAUCUUGCCCGCACCGUCCUGGACAACCACCCGGAGGCUGAGCCCCAGGUGUUUGACCUGUACCGGGCAUCGCUGACGGACUUUAUGACGCGCAAGGCGUCGCAGCUUUUUGCCGAUUUCUUUUCCGCUGCUUGUCUCCGGAUGCAGCCGGCGCAGUUGCAGCCAUUCUGGCGCAUUGCCAUUGCCUCGGUAGCUGAGUACGGGCGGCCGCUUAAGGCUGUCAAUGUUUUCCGACAGGUGCAGGCAUAUGCGCUGGCCGAGACCAUCCUGGCCGGCGUCCCGCGGCUGUCGGCGGAAGACGGUAAGCCGUUUGUUGCGCUGACAGCGCAGCUGCUGGGCGAGCUGCAGAAGGCGCUGCAGGAGACGUUUGCGUAUGCUGGGUCGGACCUGAACAAGCACGAGACCACCGGGAAGCUGAUUUUGGAUCAGCAGCGGAUGCGUGAGAUUAUGCAGUUCUCCGUCAAGCUGAUCACAAGGUGCGUCAAGUCCGAUGUUUUGAGGGAGGCUGUUGAUGGUGCGCUGGAGACUACGCCCGAGUGGACCAAGUCCCUUGGCUGCGUGGUGUGCUCGCCGAGCUUCAACUCGUCGCAGGCCGUCAAGCAGCUGUGCAGCACGCUGGCCAAUAUCCACAAGGUGGGCACGCCCAAGGCCAAGAAGGAGAAGGCCAAGGCUUCUGCCAUUGUUGAGUAAAGGCAAAGCCCAAUCGUGAACUGAGCCAAAAAAAGCCAUUCUAUUUUUCCUAUAAUUCUUUCUCUUUCUCUUUCAAUUUUCAACAUUAAAAUUUUUUGUUUACUUUUA
This is a messenger RNA of Kickxella alabastrina, 4050 nucleotides long. Its product is annotated as DNA polymerase phi-domain-containing protein. The coding region runs from base 310 to 3942 and encodes 1210 amino acids. The transcript has a single exon. Gene Ontology annotation, molecular function: transcription factor binding; rDNA binding. Gene Ontology annotation, cellular component: nucleolus. The record is from RefSeq and is a predicted model, not a curated record. Lineage: Eukaryota; Fungi; Kickxellomycota; Kickxellomycetes; Kickxellales; Kickxellaceae. Gene Ontology annotation, biological process: regulation of DNA-templated transcription.